AGAGUUGAACUAUAGUUCAAAAACCUCCGUAACAGCCACCGCUGUGCCGUGGACGACGACCACCGCGACGACGACAUGCCAACCAAAUAUUACUCAGUGUACAGUCACCGGUACAUGAUCAGCAGGAAUUUUACUAGAAAAAAUAAGAAAAAGGACACUUUGGGACUAUUGCCGGUUGUACGUGACUUGAGAAACGGGGCCRGAGAUAGCGUAAGUGAUCAUGAUAACAACAGAACGAGAAAGGACGAUUCGCUCUGCGACAUCCUGUCGAGUCCGUCAUUCCGAUUCGUCAUCUGCUUAAUCAUCGUAAUGGUUGUUUUACUAUACAAGUCGGUUUACGUGGAUUAUUUCCACUUGAAGAAUGAAAAAUCUUCCAUACCGACCACGAAGACUUCAUUAUGGAACUCUACCAAAACAUUAUACGAAUAUGAUGACGGAAAACCAACAAUUGAAGUAAUUGAAAUUUUACCAAAUUGUGGAUUACAAACCAUUUGCUCGGACAAUGCUUUUCCAAUUCAUAUAUAUACUGGAAAAAAUAAAACUGACUUUCCGAGGUUGUGUAUCAUGGGCAAAUACGUUAUAUCAUUCAACCGAACUGCAGGUGGUCGUGGAAUCAACGUAGCCGUAAUAGAUUCAACUACAUAUACCAUCAUGGAUGUUAAAAAUUUUGAUACGUAUGAGUAUAAUAGUUCAAAUUUAGAUGAUUGGCUUGAUCAUAUGGUUAAAGUUGGGGAUGUAGUAAUAUUUUUUACUUUCGACGAGGCGUCUAAAAAAUUAACAAAAAACACAAGAAAUCUCUUAUACAGUAUGGGGAGUGGAAAAAUUCAAGAUUUAUGGUACAGAUGUCAAUGGUUUAUGGUGACACAAAAAGGAAUUCAAGGCAUCACUCCGUAUGAAAAAAUUUCAUACUCGCAUAAGAACAAUUGGGCAAACGUAUUAGAUGAAAAAUUAUGUGUUCCAUUUCAAAUAAAAGGAAAUCCAAUUGUUUUUGAUGAUUCAUCCAAUCAUCAACUAUCGUUUUGUAAUACCACGUUUGAUGAGUAUACCGGGUAUUGUAAUGAAAGUAAUGAACACACCGGAAGCGAUAAAUACGGUUUCACAAGAAGUGAUGAGUUCCGAGAAAGUCGCCGAACAACGCCUAGUCGAUUGCUUGACCGAACAGAAUAAACGGGUUAAUCGCCUCAGAGUUUUUGUAUAAUAUUAUACCCGAUAUACGUAAUCGACACCAGUAGUGAUAAAGGUUUAUCAAAGGGGGGGGGGAUUUUUGAAAAAAUAUUUAUACGAGUAUAAGUUAUCAUAAAAUUAACAGCACAACCUUAACAAACACUUAGGUAUACACACAACAAAUUUAUUGGGUACAAUAUUGUCGGACAAUGUUGAUAACUCCCACAAUUUGUUGGAUUUUUUCGCCAUUAGAGUUAUACACACAUUUGACUUUAAUGCUACCAACUAUACUCCAAGAGAACAACUCUGGUUGUGCUGCUAACUCUAUGAUGGUUAUUUCUUUUUAUGACAGUUUGUAUCAAGCGAAAUUCUAUUGCAGGCAAAUAUGACAAUAUAUAAUAUUAUAUAAAUAGCAAUAUACCCUAAAAUCUUAAUAAUAUAUUGCAACAUUAAAAAUAUAAUAGACAAUUUAAAAAAAUUCGAAAUUAAAAAAAAAAAACCGCCAAAGGUGGUAGGGCGGAAGACACACUAAAGUCCCACCACUGUAUUGGCUACAAAAGUAUAAAUUGAUACAACUACACGUAUAACUUUUAUUCCGUUUUGUUUUUUCCCGCAUUACACGCAUGUCUUUUCUCCAUAAAAUUUUCUGUGUACGAACACGACGACGUGUAACGUGCCGAUGAGGUUAGGUCCCUACGUAGGUAUAGGUAUAUAAUAUAUAUUUUAAUAUUUUAUUAUUGUUAUGAGCAUGACGUGCAAAUACAACAUAAUUUUACAUAUAUAAGUUAUUUUUAUAUUGCCGAAUAUAAAAGUAGUAUCGAGCUUGAUAAUAUUACAAUUUCAUCACGGUACACGAAAUUUCGACCUCACAUAUUAUUGUAUUAAAUUGUAUUAUAAUAUUGAACAUGUGUCCCGUGCCUGCAAAACUGCUGCAGCAGCGGUCUGCGUACAACAGGCCGUCGAUCACGGAGGCCACUCGACGAUUAAUCAAACGAUCGCCCUUUCGACGACCCUUUAUCUCGUUAUUUCUCUCCCCGUUUUUUUCUUGUGGGCGCGUUAAACGAUUUCACAUGGGCUAAGUUUUCUGAAUAAGACACCUAUAAAAGUAAAUUACGAACAGGAUACACACCGAAUCCGUUGAUAAUCGAACAAAAAUGUGGGUAUAGACUGCCCGAAGUGACAUUGUAAUACAAUGCAUAAUAUGUAAAAUUCGGUGUGCAAAACCCCCCAAAAUUAUAGUGCCUUUUAAACGCUUUAUUGCAGCGGGUGCCAGAUUUCACUGCAUUUUUUCUACGUAAAAUGUCUUUAACCACAGUUGUCGUUGGGGGGUUAAUGUGCAUUGUACAUAAUAUAAAAUGUCAAGUAUAAUUUACUCAUAUUCCAUCCAUAACUAAUUUUUGAAAUAAAUACCCAUUGGUACACGUAUGCAUGUAGGUUAGCUACAAUUAAUACUAAUUUUUCAUUUAGCAUGUGCUUAUGAUUCUUAAUACGAACUUUUAUACAAUCCGAAAGCACAGUGGUGUAUACAAAGAGUAGGUAUCUUAGUAACUAACUAAAAAUAAUUGCUUAAUUUUUCUCCUAUGAUAAAUAAAUAAAAAUAGAACAGCAGAAUGUUUAGAAAUGUUUUACCUAACUACUUGGAUUUCUUGUGAACUUAUUUAAACGUUCGGUUUGCCUGUGUAUAUAAAUAAUAGUAAAUCAAUUUCUAUUGUAAAAGAGACUGUUUAUCACAAUAAUAAUGUGUUUAUCAUAGAAAACUAUUUAUUUGUUUAUUUUGUUUACUUGUUCGUUUGUAUGUUUAUUUUUUCUUUAAACAAUUCCAAAGAAUAAUAUGCGUUCCCAAUUAUAUACGCAGUAGUGUAGUACAUACCUACAAGUACAAUAUGUUUUAUGACAUUAAAAAAUGUACAUCAAUUAGAUAACUGGUAGAUAGAUUUCAAAUUUUUUUCAAAGUAUAAUUUCUAUUACAAUUCAAUAAUUUUUUUAGUAUAUUCAUUACAAAUUUAAGUAUUAAAGUGUUUGCACGUUUUAUCAAGUAUUUACGAAUA
This is a messenger RNA of Diuraphis noxia (Russian wheat aphid), 3212 nucleotides long. RefSeq lists its product as uncharacterized. The record is from RefSeq and is a predicted model, not a curated record. Lineage: Eukaryota; Metazoa; Arthropoda; Insecta; Hemiptera; Aphididae.